Messenger RNA from Salvelinus fontinalis (brook trout), 1441 nucleotides. Its product is annotated as 28S ribosomal protein S24, mitochondrial-like. Gene Ontology annotation, cellular component: mitochondrion. The transcript has 4 exons. The record is from RefSeq and is a predicted model, not a curated record. Gene Ontology annotation, biological process: translation. Bases 72 to 587 code for a protein of 171 amino acids. Lineage: Eukaryota; Metazoa; Chordata; Actinopteri; Salmoniformes; Salmonidae.
GACAAAAGCUGUACCCCUUCUAGCCACGCCCAGGCCAAUGGCCCUUCCCACAAACACUUUCGUUAGUCAAAAUGGCUGCGUCUUUGAGCUGUCGAAGUGUGAAUUUAUCGAUCGCGCUUGCCAGAGUCGGUACAUCGAUAUGCGUCAACUCUGGAAUACGAACACUUCAUGUCACUGCAAUAUGCUGCAAGAAUCGGGCAGCCCGUAUCCGAGUGGGGAAAGGAGACCGACCACUGACCUAUGAGCAAGCCCUCCACCCCCACCACAUAGGCCACCGCAAGGGUUGGCUUUCUCAGCACACUGGCAACUUACAGGGAGAGGGAGGAGCAUCCGAUCGAACAGUAGAGGACGUGUUCGUGCGGCGUUUCAUCUUCGGCACCUUCCAUAACUGCCUAGCCAAUGAGCUUGUGAUAAAGCGGCGAGGGAACAUGCUGGUGGUGUGUGCCCUGAUGUUGCAGAAACUCCCUCCUCAGAAGUUCUAUUUCCUUAUUGGCUACACAGAGACGCUGCUCUCCCACUUCUACAAGUGUCCCGUCAAGAUGGAGGUCCAGACCUUAGCGGACAAGGCUGUCUACAAGUACCUCUGAGGAGGAACAGGAACUGCUGACAGGAGACAGGUCAUAUAGGACUUUGUGGAAGGACUUAGACACAAUAGUUACCAUUGUUAAAGCUACAUUCUGGGAACAGAAAAACAACAAAAUGGCCACCCCACCACUUGUUUUGCUAUAUAGCUGAGGGAUGAGAUUAGGAAACGAACCUGUCUCAAAUUCAUAAAUCACGUUCUAGAUGCAUGGACUGACUCAUUGACAGUCCAUGACAUCCACGUGAUCAUUUUAAACAUAUUUUGAGGGGUUUACUUCCUUGUUUGUAAUCAGUGAAUAAAACCUUAUAUUUUGGAUUAUAAUAGAGUAUGUUGGGAUAGGCUCAUGAGGCUAUAUAUUCUUCAAGAGUUAAUGGGUAACUUGUAAGUGUCAAGACUUGAAAUGACCAGAUUCCCAGACUAGCUUUACCCUGGGUGAAAAACCUUUGAUUAUAGAAUAUUUGAACGUGUCUAUUGAAAUCUGUUUUCACAUGGAAUGCCUUGCAUUUAUUUACUGUGUGUGUGUGUUAAACAACUGCCUCAGAUGGCUGUUCACAGUAGGAAGGAAUAGACGGGUUAGCUGACAAGGUCACAAACAAUGCACACAAUUCAAUGGGGCAGAAGUCUGUUAUUCUGGAUGGGCAGAUGGCUAGCAACAAUGACAAGAAGCGGCCAUAUGGGGAAUUGUAGGUGGCUAUUUUAUCUUGUUCUUUAUACACUGUCUUGUUUUGACUGAUGUCAUGCCUAUGCUAAUAUGGCUCAAAUCUGCUAGUUAGCCAACCAACAACUGCAACAAUGUAUUUGAGAGAAAUGCUCACUGUGCAAAUGUACUUAUGUUUUCAAUAAACAUUGGAGAGGAAA